AUGUCAGGCUCAGGAGACCUCGUCGACUUCGACUUGAUUGAAGGUCAGAAAGAAAAUAUUCAGUCUUUGCCUGGCGGUCGUUCAGCAAAGAAACUCGCCCAGCUUUACUCGCCAUCACCACUUCACAAGCAAUCAACACCUACCCCUUCGAAUACACGUAAUGUCAACGACUGUAUUCGCGCCGAAUUCGAACAGGAAGUCGAAAAUAUUGCCGAGUCAGACGAUCCCCUCGACAUCUUCGAACGUUAUGUGCGAUGGACAUUAGACGCCUACCCCUCAGCACAAGCAACACCAGAGUCACAACUUCACACUCUGCUUGAGCGCGCAACAAAGACUUUCAUCGGCUCAGCACAAUACAAAAACGAUCCUCGAUAUCUCAAACUCUGGGUUCACUACAUCCACUUCUUCUCUGAAACCCCACGCGAGACAUAUAUGUUCCUGUCACGUCAUGGAAUAGGAGAGUCGCUUGCCCUCUUCUACGAGGAGUAUGCUGCCUGGCUCGAGGGUGCCGGACGAUGGGCACAAGCCGAAGAGGUCUACAAGUUGGGCAUCGAGCGUGAAGCUCGGCCUGUGCCACGCCUCAUGCGCAAAUUCCAAGAAUUCGAGCAACGUGUUGCGCAGCAGCCAGAUCUUAUGAACGAACCUUCAUCUCCAGCACUGCCUGCCAUGCGGCCAGCACUUGCUUCCAAAGUUGACCCUUUUGCUGCUGCUCGUGAGGCAGACCCCCAAGCACAACGGACAUCCAGUGGUGGGGCAGCAAAACCUACAAAGGCUAAAAUGGCGAUAUUCUCUGACGCCGAUGCUCAACCCUCUGCCAUGUCAUCAAUGGGCGCUGGAUCAAAGGGCUGGGAUAGCAUCGGUUCACUAGCGGACCGAAAGAAAGAAAACACUAUAGAGGCUAGACCUUGGGCUGGAGAGACGCUACACGCUGGUGGAAAGAAGAGUGCUGCCCCCAAGAUGUCGGUGUUCAGGGAUGCGUCUCUUUCGCAAAUACAGAAUAUCGUUGUUGUUCCGUCAAAACAUCAAAUCUCCCUUCAUCCACAAACCGGGAAGAAAGAGCGUGUUUUUGUUGACCUUGCAGCUGUUUAUCCAACCCCUGAAGAGAUUGGCACUGAACUCAGCUUCGAGGAGAUCAUUGCUGCCAACCGGGGCUGGCUCGAUCAUUCCUGGGAGGACGAGACAUUUGACCAGAACAUCGUCCAUCAAUCUCCUGUGCCUCUUGAAAUUGAAGAAAUUAGCAAUGGCAUGGGAGAAAAGCUGAUGAUUCAUCAAGAUGCUGUUGACAAGAACCCUAUUCACAAAGACUCUGGUGACAAGUUGAUGAUUCACCCGGACCCUAUGGAUAAACUCGUUAUCCAUCAGGACUCAUCCACCAAGCUACCAAUCCAUAGAGACAAUGUACAAUAUGACGAGAACGGCAGGGCCAUUGAUCAACCUCGAGCGCCACGGGGUACUAAGAAGAAAAAGAUGAUGGAAGUUAACGAAACUCAAAUCAUCAAGGCAAAGCUUGAUUCACCCUCCAGGCCAAAGCUCAAGAAGAAGAACACCUCUGAGCCUACAAUGACACUUCAUACCAAAGCUGCCACUGACGAUAUCUACGAUAUCUUCAACGCACCUCUAAAGCCUACGGGUCAGGAGGAAGAAGAGAGCGCAUGUGAAGACGACUACGAGAGUGAUGAUAACUACACGAGUGAUGCAGAGAGCACUGAAACCACGAGGCAGAUUGAACCCAGUGACGCUGGUGACGACGAUAAUGACGAAGACGUGAAAAGCCUCAGCGAAUGGUCGGACUUUACAACCCAAAAACACAUUCCCAGCCUUGAUGUAGAAGGAAACGAGGGCGGAGAUGCUCAGGCAUCUGGUCUGGUCAACACCACUGCGACAGAACAUGAACAGGAGGUAAAUGAAGCUCUUGACAACGUGUAUGACCAAUCACAGAGCGGAGACGAACAAGAUGAAGACGAAGGAGAUGUUGAAACGCCUGUGUCGGAGGACUUUCCUCCUCAGCCUCGAACAACAUUCGUCCCAAUCCCCCCUGAAGAUUAUGAACCUCCCACGCGGCCAUAUAGGGAUCCGGCUGAGGUGGCUAAUAAUCGGCUACCCUUUAUGACCCCUAUCACGGAAAGGACCGAAGUAUCCCUCGACGUGACAAUAGAGCGCCACCAGUACAAGACUCCUUGUAAGAGAGAAAGUUCCAUGACUAUUGACGAAGAGGAUGAGGAGAGCUCGGAUUUGGAACCUCUCAGCAGUCCUAUUCGAGAGAUAAUCAACGGUGCCAUCGCGGCGCCGAAGAUAUCCGCACCUUUGGCUCCAAAGUCUGCUGGUCCCCUAGGAAAGUCAAUCCCUUCCAAGUUUCUCACACCUAAGGGACCUAUUAUUAGGGAACCGCAGUGCAACCCCAUGGAUGAGGCGGUUCGCUCGGAGAUCAUUGCCAAAAUGCUGCCCCCACUGAGCUCAUACUCUGGGUUUUAUGAUCAUCGAAAUGAGAAAUACGAAAGAGGAGGCGAGAUCCGCAGAUUCGCUAAGGCUCUGGCCAAGGCCAACAAGACUGGCGAUAAAAUGGGGCCUAUGACAGCCCCUGUAGUGAUCGAGUUCCCUGAUACCCAGUCUACUUACACGAUCAAAAAGGAGCUGGGGGCUGGAGCUUUUGCCCCUGUCUACCUUAUUGAGAACUCCGCUCCGCAAACCGAUGAGCAUGAUGAGAACGCUGUCUCUAUGAUGGGCAAAGGCGCUUUCGCUACCAACCAUCGAAGUGAGAUUGAGGCUCUCAAGAUGGAGAACCCCCCUACACCGUGGGAGUUCCACAUGAUGCGUCUGGCUCAUACUCGCUUGGGCCCUCAGCAUCGUGCUUCUGCUUCUUUAUCUCAUGCGCACGAAAUGCACCUCUACCAAGAUGAAGCAUUCCUUUUCCUACCGUAUCAUCCUCAUGGCACUCUCCUAGAUGUCGUCAACUUCUUCCGAGCUGAGCCAUCUGCAGUUAUGGACGAGCAGCUGGCCAUGUUCUUCACCAUCGAACUUCUACGGACUGUCGAAUCUCUACACUCCAAGAGUGUUUUGCAUGGAGAUCUCAAGGCUGACAAUUGUCUCCUCCGCUUGGAUGCACUGAAGGACGAUGGAUCUCUGACAAGUCAGUGGAAGGCCGACGGAAGCGGUGGGUGGUCGUCUCGUGGCGUUGUGCUCAUUGAUUUCGGCCGCGGUAUUGACAUGCGUGCCUUUGUACCUGAGGUUGAGUUCUUCGCGGACUGGAAGACUAGCGCACAAGACUGCGCCGAAAUGCGAGAAGGCCGACCCUGGACGUGGCAGAUUGACUAUCAUGGUCUCGCGGGUACGAUCCACACACUUCUCUUUGGCAAAUACAUCGAAACUAUGCGUUGUGAUCAAGGCGGACUUGGCAAGUCCCGACGCUACAAGAUUCGUGAGAGUCUCAAACGCUACUGGCAGACUGAUCUUUGGUCAGAUUGCUUCGAGGUUCUGCUCAAUCCAGUAGCGGCGGCAGCAAGCGGCGGGGAGGAGGGCGGUAAGAUGCCCGUGCUGAAAUCCAUGGGUAGUGUUAGAGAAAGGAUGGAGACGUGGCUAGAAGCCAACUGCGAGAAGGGCGUUGGCCUCAAGAGCACUAUGGGUAAGCUUGAGGCUGCCUUUGGCAAGAAUCGCAAGUGA
Fusarium venenatum is the source of this 3657-nucleotide messenger RNA. RefSeq names its product Mad3/BUB1 homology region 1-domain-containing protein. NCBI's taxonomy places the organism in Eukaryota, Fungi, Ascomycota, Sordariomycetes, Hypocreales, Nectriaceae. The record is from RefSeq and is a predicted model, not a curated record. Gene Ontology annotation, molecular function: protein kinase activity; ATP binding. Gene Ontology annotation, cellular component: nucleus. Gene Ontology annotation, biological process: meiotic sister chromatid cohesion, centromeric; protein phosphorylation; mitotic spindle assembly checkpoint signaling.